Sycon ciliatum is the source of this 2131-nucleotide messenger RNA. RefSeq lists its product as uncharacterized. The transcript has 5 exons. Lineage: Eukaryota; Metazoa; Porifera; Calcarea; Leucosolenida; Sycettidae. Bases 939 to 1952 code for a protein of 337 amino acids. The record is from RefSeq and is a predicted model, not a curated record.
UGCAUUGCUAUCAGCCCCGGCUUAGGUCCAUCUACCCUGAGACUGUGAGAGCUAGAGGCGAGAGGGGAGCUGCUCAGCCAGGUGGUUACCUGUUCACUCUAAUGAUGAUCACAACUGAAACGUAGGAUCUAGAAAUGCCUGAAAUGUACUGAUUUCACGCGUGGAGAUUUCGUUUGCAGAUCUGUUAUCAGCAUACUGUCUGGUGUAGCUUUUCGUGUUGCUGGAGUGGAGCCCGGAGGAACGCCACAAUACUAAACACUUGUUUCCUACUUUUGGGUGGACGAAGCUCAAUGCAGACUUCACAAGUCAUGUAGGUUUCCGUGUGCGAAGAGGCGACACGCAGCCAUGGCCACAUGGGCAGUGAACGUUCUCGCCCUCGUCCAGCGCUGCUAGAUUAGUACUCGUAGCGGUACUCGAGCUAAGACCGCGAACAGCCUCACAUCCUUCGCAGGAGGACGCACUGAUUGACUGCAGCUCUAUGCUGUUCAACUACCGGUAGAUUAGCGGAAAGAUUACCCGCAAAGAACUCUUGGUUGGCAUGCAAAACAGCGGCAAGAGACCAUCAUCGGAGUACACUCGUCGUCAUCGCCUUGAAAGGCGCUGUGGGAUUGGCCGACCACUGAACAGUCGGGGGGAGUCUGAGGGAGGCUGGAUUACAAGGUUGCCGACAAACAUCAGGGAGUAGACUACAUGUACUCGAAAGAUUUUCCUGAUUUCCUGAGCCGGUGGCCGCUUGAGUUGCUUAUAAAAGUAAAGACAAAGUGUGUAUAGUCAUCUAUCUCCGGCGCAUGGCAUCUGAUCCAGGCGUUCAACAAGUAUUCCGACAAAAAUACCUGGACUUGGUCUGCUUACUAACCCAACUACUGGCCACUGCUUUGGAGUUUGACUGAGACUCAUCCGGAGAGAUCGGCGACAUUUCGUUUGGCCUGUGUGCAACGAUGGGAUUCCCACUACUGCUGCAUUCAUAUAAACAUCCUGCAGCUACACGUAAAAUGGGACGGUGGUAUCAAUCAGGGAUUGCCGGGGCUUUGAAGCUAUUACUGACAGCGGUUCUUCUGCCAUUGAUUGAGGCAACUACAAUGUCUGCUUCUUCCACAUGCCCGCAUGCCAAUGACAUUGUGCUGCGCUCGGAUAUGGAAAGAUUUAUAAGCAACAAGAAGCUGUCGCCGAGAAUUAAUCUAUCCCAGUGUGGCUGCCAUUAUGGUAUGCUGUGUGUCUGUGGUCCUGACGCAUGCAAGGGGAGCUGCCCGGAGCAGUGCACAGGACGGUGUCCACCUGACAGACCAUUUCCAAGGUAUACCGAUCGCAGUCAAGGAGAAGCGUGCAGAGCCAUUGAUCUUUUCAACCACACUGACGCACAGUGCUCAUCAUGCUGCGGACCACUUGACUGCGCUGAGGACGAGUACCAGUUCAUGUGCCUUUGCUUGCCAAAGAGUGUACGACCGAGAAGUUUGGAUAAUCUAACAGAGUCUCCUUUCUCCUCUCCCGGGGAGACGCACGUGACCAGUUUUGGCAUGUUGUCAUGGAUACCACCAACAGCCAAGCCACCCGUUGCAUCCGAACCACCUAGCACAUUGCCCAAUGGUCGCUCGGUUACCAAUGUGCCGGCUAUAGCUAUUCUGUGCACACUGUUAGCUGUGUUUGCUGCUGUGGGCUGCACGGUGUGCGUUGUUCGCCACUGGUGCCGGAAACCAAGGGAUCCGAUGAGCAAGCACCAUAACAUUGUGCCGCCCAAGCCUAGCUGUGCCUAUGAUCGACAUGGUAACCUCAUAUUUGUACGGCCGACCGCACUACCACGCUUCUUCACCUGUGAUGCCGCAGCGGAUGAUAGCACACUUGAAUGCAUUCUGGCGGAAAUCGGGGCCGAGCGCCACAGAUUGUCGACAUCACAAGAAUCUCUAACUCCACAUGAACAUACUCGUACACGUCGGCCUUCCCUUGCAUGGCUGUAGGCUGUUCGGAUAUCUUUCUCAUUGCAAUUUGAAACUUGGAGACAAAUAGUAUUGGGCAAUGCUGUACACGGUUGACUAUGAACAAAGCAAUCCAGUCAGGAACGCUUACCUCUAUAAUCCUAUGGCUAGUACUGAUUUCUUUGAUUUCUUUUAAUUAAAGACAUGUUUUUUAGGCCUAU